Molecule: messenger RNA, 1577 nt
Organism: Vigna umbellata (rice bean)
Lineage: Eukaryota; Viridiplantae; Streptophyta; Magnoliopsida; Fabales; Fabaceae
Product: protein TORNADO 2-like
Biological process (GO): auxin-activated signaling pathway
Cellular component (GO): membrane
Source: RefSeq, a predicted model, not a curated record
AUAGAUUGCAGAUUGCUGGCAACCACUUUCUUGUUUCCCUCUUUUUUUUUUUUUUACCUUUUUUUUGUCUCCAUCUGUACUGUUUACAAGACAUCACUUUUCAAAAAGUUAUGCUCCCAGUCUCAGGGAUUCCCCACACUUCUAAAACAUAUUAUCUCACCAUUAUGUAACUUGGCUUUUGUUCUAAUAAUGUAUCCAAGGUUCCUCCAACCCUCCUUCACUCACUCCAGUUCGUUUUUCAUCAUCUUCUAGUUAUUCGUGAAACAAACAAACCCGGAAACAUUUCUCCUACCAAGAUGGCAGCGAGCAACAAUGUGAUUGUAUGCAUAAACCUCGUGGCCGUGAUCCUCUCAAUCCCAAUCAUCGGUGCCGGAAUCUGGCUAUCAAACGGCCAAGCAGAUUCCUGCGUCCAGUUUCUGCAAUGGCCCGUCAUCAUCCUCGGAGUUCUCAUCUUGGUGGUGGCUCUCGCAGGUUGCAUUGGAGCCUUUUUCAGAAUCACGUGGCUCCUCAUAGUGUACCUCGUUGUCAUGCUCGUGCUGGUGAUACUGCUAGUGUGUUUGGUGGGCUUUGUUUACAAGGUCACGCUUCGAGGUCAUGGCAACAUUGAAGCUGACCGGGCUUACUUGCAAUAUCAUAUGAACGACUUUUCUGGGUUCCUUCGUCGAAGGGUUAGAAGCUCCUUCAAGUGGGAUCGCAUCAGAAGCUGCAUUAGCCAAACCAACGUGUGUGCUCAGCUCAGCCAGAGUUACAGAAUGGCCGAGGACUUCUUCGACGCACAUCUAACGCCCAUGCAGUCAGGGUGCUGCAGGCCACCAACACAAUGUGGGUAUACUUUUGUGAAUCCAACCUAUUGGAUUAGAGCGUUCAACCUUGCAGCAGAUAUGGAUUGCCUGCAAUGGAGCAACGAUCAAACACAACUUUGCUACAACUGUGACUCGUGCAAGGGUGGUUUAUUGGCUAAUCUUAGGAAGGAGUGGAAAAGGGCCAAUGUGAUAUUAAUCAUCACAGUCAUUGUUCUAAUUGUGGUGUAUUUGGUAGGGUGCUGUGCUUUUAGGAAUGCCAAAACUGAGGACCUCUUCCGCAAAUACAAACAGGGGUAUACUUGAGAAGGAUCAAUGUGUUUUAGUUGAAGUUAGUGGUAAAGUUUCUUCUUGGCUACUUAGUUUAAAUCAACUAUUUGAGUCCGUGUUUUGAAAGACAUGCUUGUAUGAAUUUGUCUCUUGCACUUAUUUUAGCAGAAAAAAGAUGGUUGGUUUUAUAUGGGAUGGGUUAAAGGUUGAAACUUGAUCAUAUAAGGUGUUAAGAGGUGAGCGUGAUUUGUGGAGCAGAGCACCGAAAGCUGAAUACUCGACUACCGAGGCACCAAUUAAAUUGGCCUGGAAUCAUUUUAAAAUGUAUACUACCACCUUCGAGGCAUUUUGGCGCUCCAAAAGUGCACCUUUUCAAAUUCAAAUCAACUUUAAUUAAUUCAAGUUCCCAAUCAUUUCAGAAAGGAUUUAUAUUUUAGCGGAAUUUGUAUUUUUAGAUGAAACAUUGGACAUUAUAGUCUGUAUUUUUAGAUAAACAUUGGACAUUUG